AUGAAGCAACUACGGAAGGCCUUAGCGAAACGGCCGAGGAAGUACCGGGUCAUGGCUCUCGUUCUGAAACGAGCGAUUAAGGAGCUCGAGGGCGACACGUCAGCACCUGGAGUUCCAACAACCACAUUUCUAAUUCCCACCAACCGUGGCAUUGUAUUGGCGGACCAAGCAGCUUCAGCAGAAGCUGGUGGAGAAGAAGAAGCAGGCAGAGGAGCUAAAACCAAGCAGCUGCAGCAGGAGUUGGUGGAGAAGAGAAGGCAGGCAGAGGAGCUGGAGGCCAGACUGAAGACACUGGAAGCACAGUCCGCAGCAGCAGCAGCCGGAGGCGCUACUAGUACCACCGCCACCACUGUCGCGGCUGCCACUGUUGCUUCUGCCAUUCCGAUCGCCUCACUAUCCACCCGGCCUGCACCGUCCCCUAUCAAGCUGCUUCACUCCACAAGCUUUGGAGCCUCAGGCACGUCUGGCUUGGCCCUGCGCCUCCCUUCCUUCUACUCCCUCGGAGCCCCUCUCUCCCCAACCGGACGGGGAGGCUCGGCGCUUGGUUCGGGGGCCGGCAGGCUCGGGGCGGGGGGCAUAAGAGACGGACAUGGGACAGGAAGAGGGGCGGGUUCUGGGAUGGGUCAUGGGAUGGGGUCUGGGAUGGGGCCUGGGGUGGGAUCUAUGGGCCCUCCUGGGUUGGGUUCUGGAGGGGCGUUGGCGUUAGGGUUUGGUCGGAGGGGAAUUACUCCUGCUGUGGCUGCUCUCUCCGGAAUGGCCUCUACGACUGCUGCUGUGGCGCAAAACGGCGCUCCUCCUCCUGAUCCGCGUGAGAGCUUUCCGGGCAGUCGCAGUGAUGGCAGUGCGGGCGGCGGCGGCGGUGGGUUUGGUGGAGAUGCUUCGACGCGGGUUGCUCUGUUCACGUCUCAGGACGACGGGUGGGCAGGCAGGGACGGAUCUGUGCCAUACGGUGCUGGUGCUGGUGCUGCCGGUGCUGGUGGUAAUGAGGCUUGGUUGGGAGAAGGAGCAGUGACAGUGCCUGUGGAAGCCAUAGACAACACCACGUACCUCACCUGGGCUGCUCAACGCCAGCUCACUCGCAGCUACAGCCUUCAUCUCGUAGGCAGCGGCGUGCCUCCACCUCCUCCCUCUCCCCUUCCUCCUCUUCUUCCACCCCCUCUUCCCUCUCCUCUUCCUUCUCCGCCGCCUCUGCAAUUUCAACCCACACUUGCUGGAGCUUUUCCUUCUGCUGCUGCUGCUGCUGCUGCUUCUGGUGCUGCUGCCGUUUCUGGCGUUCGGGCAGCAGCAGUGGCUGCAGGCGCGAGGGUUCUAGGCUCCUUCGGAACCCUUCUUCCCGGGGGUAGAUCCGGCCCCUCAUCCCCUGCUGUGAUUCCCCACCCCCGCGCGCUUGGCUUCGUGACUGUUGACGACGCCCCUCUAGAGGCCUUUGAUGCUGCUCCCGAGCAGCAAACACCAGUUCAAACUCCGGUUCCUCCUCACCCUCGCGCGCUUGGCUUUGAAGCUGCUGUAGACGCCACUCAGAAAGCACUGGAACAGUCGUUUCAGAGGGAAGCAAUGACUCAAAGUGACGCCUUUCAAAGAGAGGCGCUUCAAGGAGAGAGGGAGGGUUCUGCGAGGGAAACGGCGUUUGGAUCCGAAGUGGUUUUUGAUGGGCAAACAGCGUCUCAGUUGGGUGGUUUUCAAAGGGAGGCUCCUCUCCCUCGCUUGCUUGGCUCUGUGCUUGUAGCUGAUGCUUCUCUGGGGGCAAUAAGAAGUGGAGAGGCGGAUGCUGGCUG
Molecule: messenger RNA, 1775 nt
Organism: Closterium sp. NIES-65
Lineage: Eukaryota; Viridiplantae; Streptophyta; Zygnematophyceae; Desmidiales; Closteriaceae
Source: the annotation of a GenBank genome assembly